AUGUCCAUUGCUCACAUUAACACUAUUGACGCCCUUGAGAAGGCCUUCGGCGAGAGUGGCGACAAGCUCGUGGUCGUUGACUACUUCGCUACCUGGUGCGGUCCUUGCGUCAGUAUGGGUCCCAAGUUCCAAGCGUUGGCCACUGAGUUCGACGGCAAGGCCGUUUUCAUAAAGGUUGAUGUCGACCAAGCUGAAGAUGCUGCUGAGAAGGCUGAGAUUCAGGUCCUCCCCACAUUCGUUCUUUACAAGUCCGGUAAAGAGGUUACUCGAAUGAGCGGCGCGAGUGAAGCUAAGCUUCGUGAUUUGAUUCAGGCCAACUGUUAA
This is a messenger RNA of Perkinsus marinus ATCC 50983, 324 nucleotides long. Its product is annotated as thioredoxin, putative. The coding region runs from base 1 to 324 and encodes 107 amino acids. The record is from RefSeq and is a predicted model, not a curated record. The transcript has 3 exons. NCBI's taxonomy places the organism in Eukaryota, Perkinsozoa, Perkinsida, Perkinsidae.